This is a messenger RNA of Dictyostelium purpureum, 1752 nucleotides long. RefSeq lists its product as uncharacterized. Bases 173 to 1594 code for a protein of 473 amino acids. Gene Ontology annotation, cellular component: plasma membrane. The transcript is spliced from 2 exons. Gene Ontology annotation, molecular function: G protein-coupled receptor activity. The record is from RefSeq and is a predicted model, not a curated record. Gene Ontology annotation, biological process: adenylate cyclase-activating G protein-coupled receptor signaling pathway; cell surface receptor signaling pathway. Lineage: Eukaryota; Evosea; Eumycetozoa; Dictyosteliales; Dictyosteliaceae.
AUUUAAUAACCUCAUUUAACAUAAAAUAUAAACAAAAUAUAAUAUAAAAAAAAAUAUAUUUGCUAUAUAUAAUCAUAUUCAAAUAAAAUUAUAUAAUAAUAAAAUUAUAUAAUAAUAAAAUUAUAAUAAUAAAUAAUAUAUUAUUUAUUAAUAAAAUAAUAAUACAAUAACAAUGUCUUCAGUACCAUUCAUCCCAAAAGACAUUAAUGAUAUCAACUCAUUAUUAGUUACAAUUUCGUCAUCAUUAUCAUUAGCUGGGUGUAUUUUUAUUGUUUUUAUUUACAUUUACUAUAAAGAAUUAAGAGAAUUUCAAUUAAAACUCAUUUUCAUAAUGACCUUAAAUGAUUUAAUAAUAUCAAUAAUAUAUUUAAUAGCAACUCAUGUCAGGCCGAAAUUUUUCGAAACCCUUAGCAAUUCUCUUCCGUUUCUUUGUAACUUUCCAGAUUCUUUGCUACACUAUUUCUUUUUAACAUCAUUCUGUUGGGAAAUAUGCAUAGCCCAUACUUUAAUCCAAGUUAUAAAAUAUAAUAAUGACAGAGUUGAAACAUACUAUAAAUGGUAUCAUUUAUUUUCAUGGGGAGUAUCAGCAAUUUUACUAAUAGGAUUAUUCUUUUUAAGAAACUACAAAGAUUGCCACAGCAAUUCGAUAUUUCCUCAUUUAUUAUUUUUUAUCCCAAUGCUAUUCACAUGGGUUUUUAAUGUAGCAGUAUGUAUUUUAUUGGUCCAAACCUUUAAAGAAAGUGCCUCAAACCAAAUAGUGUAUAAUUAUAGCUAUUAUAAUAGUAAUAACAUAAAUAAUAGACCAAGAAGGUUCAACAUUGAUAACAUUCCAAUAAUUAAUCCUAUAAUUAAUAAUAAUAUAAUAAACCCCACAAAUAAUGAUAUCGAUAGUAAUAAUUUAAUAAACCACCAAAAUAGUAUCAACAAUAGUGAUAAUCAAAACAAUUCAAAUCCCGAUAUUAAGAAAACCCCAAAAAUAGUUUGGACAUCAAUUUUCUUUUUGUUUUCAUUCGGCUUCACAUGGAGUUGGAUAUUAAUGGCAGUAAUAUUGGAUUGCUUAGGUUUAGAUAGCAAGUAUGUGCUAAUGGGCUCAUAUCUAUUUGUUCCGCUACAGGGCUCAAUGAAUGCUAUUAUAUAUGGUAUGAAUGAUAGAUUAAGAAAGAAUUUAAAAGAAAGUGUCAACAAUGUAAUUUUAAAAACACAACAAAUGUAUAAUAAAAGCAAUAACAUGGAUAAUGGCAGUAAUGAAAAUUUUGAAAAUGAAUAUCAAAAUUUAUUGGUUAACUAUGACGACGAAGAUGAAGAUUAUUAUUACCCACUUCCAUCCCCAAACUUUCCACCUCAAAAUUUAACACAAUUCCAUCAACAACAAAAUCAUCAUAACCACUAUGGUGGAGAUUCUCUAAAUUUAGUUCCAAGUUAUAUCAAUCAAGAUGAAAAUAUUUUUAUUGAUCCAAAAAAUUCAAAUAAUUUAUAUAAUGCCCCUAACAAUAACAAUAACAAUAAUAACAAUAGUAAUAGUAAUAAUAAUAAUAAUAAUAAUAAUAAUAACAAUGAUGAUAAUGAUAAUAAUAAUAGUAAUAAUAUAUUUUAAAAAAUAUGUAAAAAAAAAUUUCACAAAAAAAAAAACUACAGUUUUUUAAUAUAAUAAUAUAAAAAAAAUAAUAAUAAUAUUUAUUUUUAUAUUAAUAAAUCAAUAAAUAACUAAUUAUUUUUUUAAAAUUUAAGAAAAUAAAUAUUAUUUAUAUUUAU